Messenger RNA from Amyelois transitella, 2197 nucleotides. Its product is annotated as protein FAM114A2-like. The transcript has a single exon. The record is from RefSeq and is a predicted model, not a curated record. Bases 137 to 1828 code for a protein of 563 amino acids. Lineage: Eukaryota; Metazoa; Arthropoda; Insecta; Lepidoptera; Pyralidae.
AAUUGCUGCUGAUGAUUUGUCAACACGUUGAAGGAAAACAAAUACUUUUUAUUUUAUUUUAUUGCGCUAAAUAUUUCCGUUCAUCCUCUUCCAUAAAGAUAAUAAAGAUCUUAAAUCGUUAGUUGUUAAAACGAAGAUGCCUACAAGUGACAGCGAAGACUUUGAGAGCGCAGACGAAGGCCAAAGUGUCUCCGACAAGAAGGAAAGAAAAAAACGUCUUUCUUCAUCCAAUUAUAGUGAUAAUGCUUUGGAAACUGAUCAAGAGCUUCACGAAUCUUCAGGCAAAACCCUACUGAAGAAAAUACAGACAACAAAUGAUGGGUGGGAUGACUUUGAUAUAGAUGAAAAUGAGACUAGUGACACACCUGUCCCAACAAAGCACAAAGAACUGAGUAUAGACAAGAAAGCAGAAGUUUCAGAAGAGAGUGAGUUACAGAACAAAAAAUCGAAGCCAAAAGAGAGUGAGUCACAAGACACAGGGUGGGAUGACUUUGGUGACUGGGGUCAGGAUGUAGAGAAUGUGGAUAUUAAGAAUAAUACUCAACCAAAACUAACCCUAUCCCAAAGGCAACCAGAUAAAGACAUCCACGAGGUGACAGAUAGACUUGCAGCCACUUCCACCAAGAGUUCUGGAUCUGGCUGGGGGUGGGGUUGGGGGGUAGACUCGCUGCUCAGCUCCGCAACGGCUGGCAUAACUACCAUCACAAGUCAGGUCUCACAGGGCAUAUCAACGGUUCUAGAGACAGGUAUCGGAGCCCCGGACCCUGAAGAACUGGCCAGGCGGAAUUUGCAAGAGAGUGAGUCCAAAUCGACCAGGUCUGAGGAGGAACCUGACGAGGAGCCAGAGAAGAAUGCUGGUGAAGCUGCGUUUCCAUUUGGGAGCCUCAUAUCUGGGGUCACCAAGUUUGUUGGAACUACAGGCACUAAAGUGAUAUCAGGCGGGCUAGACACGCUAGAAACGAUAGGAAAGAAGACCAUGGAAGUGUUACAAGAUGGGGAUCCCGGGCUCGUCAAGAAACGGGCCAUGCUCGGCCUGGAGUCCGGCGACAAGCCGGUAUUAUCCCAAGUCCUGAGGGAAGCGAAAGAGAAGGCGGAGGAAGAUGACAGGAGAAAAGAGGAGAAGAGGGAAGCGAAGGAGGUCCAUUACGAGACUCUGUUUGAUGAUUUCGAAGGUCUAGUACACUUAGAAGCACUGGAAAUGCUUUCGAGGCAAGUCACCAUGAGGAUAGAGGAACGAUUGAGAGCUGCUGGUCCUGAGAAGAGACAGGAUAUUAAGGAAACGCUCCAGCAAGUCUCUGAGCUAUGCGAAAUGCCUGAUGAAGAAGAGGAAGAUGAAGAGGAAUCGCCGGGUGAGGGGUCGAAAGCAGAUGCUCUGCAUGAGAAGCUUCAAACAGCUACACAAGAUUUGGGUUUGAAGUUACAAUUUCAGCCGCUAGUGAAGCAAUACACCGACACCCUAUCGUGGCUCGACUCCUCAGAACCCACAUCGCAAAAGGCGGUGUACAAGCGCAGUGUGAGCGCUUUAGCACAAUCCACUGCUUUAUCAGUCGAGAUAUAUCACAAAUCGGCUGAGAUGCUGUUAGUGAAGACGAGGAGAUCAACGGCAGACGAGGCUGAUGCAUUGACACAAAUGACCGUAGUCCUGACGAAACAUAUCGGUGAACUGGCAACACUGUUCACGGAGAAAUUGAACUCUAUCACUGAAGAGAAUAAGGAGCAGAAUAAUAAUUACAUCACUAACAUAUUUUUAGAGGCUGGUAACAGUUCAACAUAUAUACAGAACGCGUUCCAACUCACAUUACCAAUUCUGCAGAUUGGAGCAGUGUAAAUUAUUAUAAAAGAAUCAGUGUAAAUUAGAUAUAAAAUCAGUGUAAAUUAGAUAUAAAAUCAGUGUAAAUUAGUAUAACAUACAUAAUUAUGUAUAUUAAUAAAACCGUGUGGUUCCCGGCACUAUUACAAAAAAGAAUAGGACCACUCCAUCUCUUUCCCAUGGAUGUCGUAAAAGGCGACUAAGGGAUAGGCUUAUAAACUUAGGAUUCCUCUUUUAGGCGAUGGGCUAGCAACCUGUCACUAUUUGAAUCUCGGUUCUAUCAUUAAGCCAAAUAGCUGAACGUGGCCAUUCAGUCUUUUCAAGACUGUUGGCUCUGUCUACCCCGCAAGGGAUAUAGACGUGACCAUAUGUAUGUAUGUAUGUAUG